CGGUGGUGCCGUUUUUCCGAGAUUGGGUGGAUGGGAGCUGCCCGCGGGGCAGGAAGCCGGCUGGAAGUAUAAGCAUACAUGGCUCCUGGUAUCCCAAACAAGAAGAAAACUGAUGAUGAACAGUCUUCAAAAGAGAAUUUUGUCCAUCUCUGCAACCCUCACCUGGAGAAAAUGGAAGAAGACAUCCUGUACCAUUUUGCUCUUGGGACUGGUACCCAUGAUUUUCCAGCAUUGUUUGGAGAUGUAAAGUUUGUAUGUGUUGGAGGUAGCCCUUCUCGGAUGAAAGCUUUCAUAGCCUACAUAGCUGAAGAACUGGAGCUUGGGAGCCCUGGUUGUGACUAUCCUAACAUCUGUGCAGGAACCGACCGUUAUGCAAUGUACAAAGUGGGACCUGUUUUAUCUGUCAGUCAUGGUAUGGGCAUUCCUUCUAUUGCAAUCAUGUUGCACGAGCUGAUCAAGCUGCUGUAUCAUGCCAAGUGUUCCAACGUAACCAUUUUUCGCAUUGGCACAUCUGGUGGAAUAGGUCUGGACCCAGGCUCAGUGGUUAUAACUCGAGAGUCUGUAGAUGCCACCUUCAAGCCUCAGUUUGAACAGGUUGUCCUGGGAAAGACUGUAAUUCGCAGUACAAACCUAGAUGAACAGCUAACUAAGGAACUGAUGCAGUGCAGUAUAGAAAUUGGUCAAUUCCAUACAGUCAUUGGAAACACAAUGUGCACUUUGGAUUUUUAUGAAGGACAAGGCAGGUUGGAUGGUGCAAUCUGCUUAUACAGUGAAGAAGAGAAACUGCAAUAUUUGAAGGAAGCUUAUGAUUCUGGUGUCAGGAACAUAGAGAUGGAGUCUUCCGUUUUUGCUGCAAUGUGUAAUCUCAGUGGUGUUAAAGCUGCUGUAGUGUGUGUCACUCUUCUGGAUCGGCUUGAAGGGGAUCAGAUUAGUAGCUCACAUGAUGUACUUGUGGAGUAUCAGAAAAGACCGCAGAAGUUAGUGGGAUAUUUCAUUAAGAAAAGUCUUGGGAAAGUAUGAAAUACCCAUCUUUGUUUUAUAGAAGCAGAAGGCUUUUGCACAGCUGAAGUCAUGGUCACAUCUUCUGUGCAUUAAAGGUAUUUUGCCUCAGAACACCUUACAGCAUUCCUUGUGUCAAAGUUAAUCAUUUAUGUCAGUGUUUUUUGGGAAUGGACUUCAGUUAAGUUUUGCUUAGUUAUGCAUUGCUGGAUUUAAGACUCGCUUUUAUGUGAACUGGAAAGUGGGUCUGUUGUGAAGGACAAGCCUGCUAUAAUAUAUUAAAAAGUUUUAUCUCUGCUGUGAAAGAAAAACUAGGAAGUAAAUCAAACUUUAUUGCCAAUUACUUGCAAACCACCAAAUUAAAAUUAAGAAUGCUAGUUCCUUUCUGGUUGUUAUAAAAAUUAUAUAAACUUUGUUGAUUCACUUUUAAAGAAAAAUUAAAGUGAAUGCAAUUUAUUUUUUGCAAGCUUUGACAAAUAAUUUUAUUUUCAUAUAUUAAAAUCUAACGAAAUUUAAUGAAA
Messenger RNA from Neopsephotus bourkii (Bourke's parrot), 1520 nucleotides. RefSeq names its product uridine phosphorylase 1 (gene UPP1). The record is from RefSeq and is a predicted model, not a curated record. Lineage: Eukaryota; Metazoa; Chordata; Aves; Psittaciformes; Psittacidae. Gene Ontology annotation, cellular component: cytosol; cytoplasm. Gene Ontology annotation, biological process: uridine catabolic process; nucleotide catabolic process. The transcript has 8 exons. The coding region runs from base 79 to 1020 and encodes 313 amino acids. Gene Ontology annotation, molecular function: uridine phosphorylase activity.